UGCGCCCGCCUCGCCCGAUCUAAUAUCUCACUUCGGCUCAUCGACGAUGUAAUAAAAUAGCAUUCCCUGCCGCACGCUUGCCGAGCUCGGUCAGUACACUCAUUGGCUCGAGCUCUCCUCGGAGCAUCGUAUUAUGGUAAUAUAAAUUGACCAACCGUAGAGCAAAUUCGGUUAGUUCGUUAAAGUUGAUUAAAGCCAUUUAACCGGGACGGAGACGACGAAACGAACGGCGCGAACGUCGAUCCCGCGCGCUUGACUAAAUGAGCUUCAAUUGUUUAAUAUCGGAGUCGAUAAUUCGAUUGUAAGACGGGCUCGCGCAGCCCGAGGGCGGAAGGAGCGGCAGGUAGCGGCCGCGACGGAGCCGAGCGAGGUGGGCGCGGAGGUAGCGGGUGCACACCCGCCCGCUGCCGCCGGCUACAUGUACGUGUGCGGGGACGCCGGCGCUGGCCCACGGUACGAGUGCUCCUUCGAGGGCGGCGGCGGCAUGGAGCAGCCGACCUUCGAGGAGCACAUGUUCGGGGAGUUCGGCAAGGAGAGGCAGGUGCAGGUGGUGGUAGGUGCGAGCGGAGAGCUGCAGUACCGUGACGAGCUGCCCGUGUUCGCGCCGGACAAGCGGAAGGACGAACCGCUGCUGCUACAGCCCGUAGACGCCGCGCCGCCGCACUCUGCCCAACACCCGCCGCAACACCCGCCCCCGACCACCACUACCACCUCCUCGAAGAAGAGUGAUAAGAAGAAAGGUGACAACAAUGGAAUUAAGAAAAAGAAAACGAGAACAACAUUCACAGCUUACCAGUUAGAAGAGCUUGAAAGGGCGUUUGAACGUGCUCCAUAUCCUGAUGUGUUUGCCAGAGAAGAACUAGCUCUGAAGUUGAAUCUCUCUGAAUCACGAGUUCAGGUAUGGUUCCAAAACAGAAGAGCGAAAUGGCGCAAACGCGAACCUCCUCGCAAGACUGGCUACAUCGGGUCCAGUUCACCAAGUUCUACCACACUAAGUGGCGGUUUUUCCGGCAUCGGAGGCAACUUACCUACGUUUCCUCAAAACGGUUUAGCGGCACCUGCGGAUUCUUGGUCGUACCAACAUUCGUACGAGCUCUCUUCUCAUCACCUGCUUUCUUCGGGGAGCAGCGGUUAUCCUGGAUUUAAUACUCAACCGGCCUAUUCUUACACUACCGUACUCAAUGGACACGACGGGCAAAUGUUUGCUCCUCGACACUCUUAUGAAUACGGUGAAGGCAGUCCGCCUCCACUUGGAGUAAGAGAUUAUCCCAUGAUAGCUGCUCACUCGCCACACAUGGAAACGCACGGGCAUGACGAAAAGUUGGAAUAUCGAACCCACGACCAUGAGGAUAAAUAUUCGGCAUGUGCGUUACAAGAGGAGCCCCCACGUUACGCCGCGCCACCUGACGAUUAUGAAAAAUGUGGCAUGGUCACCCACGAGAAGCACUAUGAAAUCGACCGUCAUUCCGACCUAUCCCAGCCGGUAGUAGUGAAAAUGGAGCCCAGUCCCGGUCAACCGUACACUUCACUGCCCCCUUUUUUGAAUUGAAAUACUCCUUUUCGAAAUUAUCCUAAUGAUUAGAUCAAUUUCGAAAAGGAGUAUUAUAUCCGGUAAGAGCUAGUGUAAUGAUUUUUUUACUUAGUUAAAAAGGUGUGUUUAAGGUAUGUACCUACCUGCCUACGUUAGAAGUAAACUUAAUUUUAAGAUUUAACUGGAUAAGUUGUUAAUGCUGAUUAGAUUACAAUAUAAUAUCUAUUAAUGUGUAAGUUAGAAGAUAUCGGUGCCAAUUUCGUUGUACAAUGCUAAUAACCAAUUAAUUAUCUGUGAACUAGCUGGCGUUAUUUUAAAUUAUGGCAAACCUAUCGUUUGGAGAAAAUUACGGAAGUUUAAUUGAUAUAGCACAAGAAAUCGUGGUAAGAGUGUGUUACGAUAGGAAAGUAGGAAGCAGACAAACUGCCUAGUUUGUCUUGUGGUUAGUAUGUUUGAUUACGGAUGGCAAGAUUCGAUUCCGGGAUCAGGCUGUACAAAGUGUAAAUGAAAGCCGAAAUAAUAUUUCACAGGCUUUAGAGG
Messenger RNA from Pararge aegeria (speckled wood butterfly), 2071 nucleotides. RefSeq names its product retinal homeobox protein Rx3-like. The transcript is spliced from 3 exons. NCBI's taxonomy places the organism in Eukaryota, Metazoa, Arthropoda, Insecta, Lepidoptera, Nymphalidae. The record is from RefSeq and is a predicted model, not a curated record. Bases 419 to 1549 code for a protein of 376 amino acids. Gene Ontology annotation, molecular function: RNA polymerase II transcription regulatory region sequence-specific DNA binding; DNA-binding transcription factor activity, RNA polymerase II-specific. Gene Ontology annotation, biological process: regulation of transcription by RNA polymerase II.